AUGUCAUCGGGAACAGCGAUUAGUACAACUUCUUUUACCACGAUGCCGACAACCGAUAAUUAUGUAUUAGAUUAUACAGAAAUCGAUCAAGGUCUCAAUCUCUGGUCUGAGAUACUUCCAAUAAUUGAAAAACAAAUUGUUACCCUUACAAAUGUGGCUCAGGAAAUGCAAGAAUGCCCGGAACGUCAAAAAUAUGUCGACGCACUUACGAAAAUUGCUGUACGAGUGAACGAUGUCGAAGACAAAGCAACUACAUGUAUUAAAGAAGCACGAACACAAUUAAAAAAGAUAAAACUUGUUGAUAAAACUAAUGAUACUCAAGACAAAGUGAGUCAUCCAAAAGUUCGGAAAGAUCGAGAUAACGAUGAAGACUCGGAUGAAGAUGAAGAAAAUGAUAAUGAAAUGGAAAUUGAUGAAUCACAAAUCGACGAGCAGAUUGAAGUUUCAGCAUUGAACACCGAAAACUUAGAAAAAUUAGAAAAUCGUUUAAAUAAAAUAUUGAUUAAACCACCGGAUUCAAAUGAAUCUAAUCUUGAAGCUGAUAAUCGUUAUGCUGAAUUUCUUGAAUAUAUAUCCAAAAUGCAAGAUGUUGACGAUGACGAAAAUGAAGCGAAUAUUGUCGAGCAAGUUGCUUCGAACAAAUGCCCAUUAACACAAAAAACAUUUGUUGAGCCAGUACAAAAUAAAAAAUGCAAACAUAAAUAUGAGAAAAAGGCCGUACUUAAAUAUAUUGCUGAUAAAAAUAAAACGAACCGUUCAGCCAAAUGUCCAUUAGCCGGUUGCAAUACUAUAUUGAAUGAAAAAGAUCUUGUCAAUGCUUAG
This is a messenger RNA of Rotaria socialis, 822 nucleotides long. Lineage: Eukaryota; Metazoa; Rotifera; Eurotatoria; Philodinida; Philodinidae. The record is from the annotation of a GenBank genome assembly.